Messenger RNA from Homo sapiens (human), 6887 nucleotides. It is a transcript of the gene MGAM, whose product is annotated as maltase-glucoamylase. Gene Ontology annotation, molecular function: hydrolase activity, hydrolyzing O-glycosyl compounds; alpha-1,4-glucosidase activity; amylase activity. Gene Ontology annotation, biological process: disaccharide catabolic process; carbohydrate metabolic process. Gene Ontology annotation, cellular component: apical plasma membrane; apical part of cell. NCBI's taxonomy places the organism in Eukaryota, Metazoa, Chordata, Mammalia, Primates, Hominidae. The record is from RefSeq and is marked reviewed.
GUUCUACGAGGACAACAGCACUUGGGAUGUGCACCAACAGUUCUUAUGGGGGCCCGGCCUCCUCAUCACUCCAGUUCUGGAUGAAGGUGCAGAGAAAGUGAUGGCAUAUGUGCCUGAUGCUGUCUGGUAUGACUACGAGACUGGGAGCCAAGUGAGAUGGAGGAAGCAAAAAGUCGAGAUGGAACUUCCUGGAGACAAAAUUGGACUUCACCUUCGAGGAGGCUACAUCUUCCCCACACAGCAGCCAAAUACAACCACUCUGGCCAGUCGAAAGAACCCUCUUGGUCUUAUCAUUGCCCUAGAUGAGAACAAAGAAGCAAAAGGAGAACUUUUCUGGGAUAAUGGGGAAACGAAGGAUACUGUGGCCAAUAAAGUGUAUCUUUUAUGUGAGUUUUCUGUCACUCAAAACCGCUUGGAGGUGAAUAUUUCACAAUCAACCUACAAGGACCCCAAUAAUUUAGCAUUUAAUGAGAUUAAAAUUCUUGGGACGGAGGAACCUAGCAAUGUUACAGUGAAACACAAUGGUGUCCCAAGUCAGACUUCUCCUACAGUCACUUAUGAUUCUAACCUGAAGGUUGCCAUUAUCACAGAUAUUGAUCUUCUCCUGGGAGAAGCAUACACAGUGGAAUGGAGCAUAAAGAUAAGGGAUGAAGAAAAAAUAGACUGUUACCCUGAUGAGAAUGGUGCUUCUGCCGAAAACUGCACUGCCCGUGGCUGUAUCUGGGAGGCAUCCAAUUCUUCUGGAGUCCCUUUUUGCUAUUUUGUCAACGACCUAUACUCUGUCAGUGAUGUUCAGUAUAAUUCCCAUGGGGCCACAGCUGACAUCUCCUUAAAGUCUUCCGUUUAUGCCAAUGCCUUCCCCUCCACACCCGUGAACCCCCUUCGCCUGGAUGUCACUUACCAUAAGAAUGAAAUGCUGCAGUUCAAGAUUUAUGAUCCCAACAAGAAUCGGUAUGAAGUUCCAGUCCCUCUGAACAUACCCAGCAUGCCAUCCAGCACCCCUGAGGGUCAACUCUAUGAUGUGCUCAUUAAGAAGAAUCCAUUUGGGAUUGAAAUUCGCCGGAAGAGUACAGGCACUAUAAUUUGGGACUCUCAGCUCCUUGGCUUUACCUUCAGUGACAUGUUUAUCCGCAUCUCCACCCGCCUUCCCUCCAAGUACCUCUAUGGCUUUGGGGAAACUGAGCACAGGUCCUAUAGGAGAGACUUGGAGUGGCACACUUGGGGGAUGUUCUCCCGAGACCAGCCCCCAGGGUACAAGAAGAAUUCCUAUGGUGUCCACCCCUACUACAUGGGGCUGGAGGAGGACGGCAGUGCCCAUGGAGUGCUCCUGCUGAACAGCAAUGCCAUGGAUGUGACGUUCCAGCCCCUGCCUGCCUUGACAUACCGCACCACAGGGGGAGUUCUGGACUUUUAUGUGUUCUUGGGGCCGACUCCAGAGCUUGUCACCCAGCAGUACACUGAGUUGAUUGGCCGGCCUGUGAUGGUACCUUACUGGUCUUUGGGGUUCCAGCUGUGUCGCUAUGGCUACCAGAAUGACUCUGAGAUCGCCAGCUUGUAUGAUGAGAUGGUGGCUGCCCAGAUCCCUUAUGAUGUGCAGUACUCAGACAUCGACUACAUGGAGCGGCAGCUGGACUUCACCCUCAGCCCCAAGUUUGCUGGGUUUCCAGCUCUGAUCAAUCGCAUGAAGGCUGAUGGGAUGCGGGUCAUCCUCAUUCUGGAUCCAGCCAUUUCUGGCAAUGAGACACAGCCUUAUCCUGCCUUCACUCGGGGCGUGGAGGAUGACGUCUUCAUCAAAUACCCAAAUGAUGGAGACAUUGUCUGGGGAAAGGUCUGGCCUGAUUUUCCUGAUGUUGUUGUGAAUGGGUCUCUAGACUGGGACAGCCAAGUGGAGCUAUAUCGAGCUUAUGUGGCCUUCCCAGACUUUUUCCGUAAUUCAACUGCCAAGUGGUGGAAGAGGGAAAUAGAAGAACUAUACAACAAUCCACAGAAUCCAGAGAGGAGCUUGAAGUUUGAUGGCAUGUGGAUUGAUAUGAAUGAACCAUCAAGCUUCGUGAAUGGGGCAGUUUCUCCAGGCUGCAGGGACGCCUCUCUGAACCACCCUCCCUACAUGCCACAUUUGGAGUCCAGGGACAGGGGCCUGAGCAGCAAGACCCUUUGUAUGGAGAGUCAGCAGAUCCUCCCAGACGGCUCCCUGGUGCAGCACUACAACGUGCACAACCUGUAUGGGUGGUCCCAGACCAGACCCACAUACGAAGCCGUGCAGGAGGUGACGGGACAGCGAGGGGUCGUCAUCACCCGCUCCACAUUUCCCUCUUCUGGCCGCUGGGCAGGACAUUGGCUGGGAGACAACACGGCCGCAUGGGAUCAGCUGAAGAAGUCUAUCAUUGGCAUGAUGGAGUUCAGCCUCUUUGGCAUAUCCUAUACGGGAGCAGAUAUCUGUGGGUUCUUUCAAGACGCUGAGUACGAGAUGUGUGUUCGCUGGAUGCAGCUGGGGGCCUUUUACCCCUUCUCAAGAAACCACAAUACCAUUGGGACCAGGAGACAAGACCCUGUGUCCUGGGAUGCUGCUUUUGUGAAUAUUUCCAGAAAUGUCCUGCAGACCAGAUACACCCUGUUGCCAUAUCUGUAUACCUUGAUGCAAAAGGCCCACACGGAGGGCGUCACUGUUGUGCGGCCUCUGCUCCAUGAGUUUGUGUCAGACCAGGUGACAUGGGACAUAGACAGUCAGUUCCUGCUGGGCCCAGCCUUCCUGGUCAGCCCUGUCCUGGAGCGCAAUGCCAGAAAUGUCACUGCAUAUUUCCCUAGAGCCCGUUGGUACGAUUACUACACGGGUGUGGAUAUUAAUGCAAGAGGAGAGUGGAAGACCUUGCCAGCCCCUCUUGACCACAUUAAUCUUCAUGUCCGUGGGGGCUACAUCCUGCCCUGGCAAGAGCCUGCACUGAACACCCACUUAAGUCGAAAGAACCCUCUUGGUCUUAUUAUUGCCCUAGAUGAAAACAAAGAAGCAAAAGGAGAACUUUUCUGGGAUGAUGGGCAAACAAAGGAUACUGUGGCCAAGAAAGUAUAUCUUUUAUGUGAGUUUUCUGUCACUCAAAACCACUUGGAGGUGACUAUUUCACAAUCAACCUACAAGGACCCCAAUAAUUUAGCAUUCAAUGAGAUUAAAAUUCUUGGGAUGGAGGAACCUAGCAAUGUUACGGUGAAACACAAUGGUGUCCCAAGUCAGACUUCUCCUACAGUCACUUAUGAUUCUAACCUGAAGGUCGCCAUUAUCACAGACAUCAAUCUUUUCCUGGGAGAAGCAUACACAGUGGAGUGGAGCAUAAAGAUAAGGGAUGAAGAAAAAAUAGACUGUUACCCUGAUGAGAAUGGUGAUUCUGCAGAAAACUGCACUGCCCGUGGCUGUAUCUGGGAGGCAUCCAAUUCUUCUGGAGUCCCUUUUUGCUAUUUUGUCAACGACCUAUACUCUGUCAGUGAUGUUCAGUAUAACUCCCAUGGGGCCACAGCUGACAUCUCCUUAAAGUCUUCUGUUCAUGCCAAUGCCUUCCCUUCCACACCCGUGAACCCCCUUCGCCUGGAUGUCACUUACCAUAAGAAUGAAAUGCUACAGUUCAAGAUUUAUGAUCCCAACAACAAUCGGUAUGAAGUUCCAGUCCCUCUGAACAUACCCAGCGUGCCAUCCAGCACCCCUGAGGGUCAACUCUAUGAUGUCCUCAUUAAGAAGAAUCCAUUUGGGAUUGAAAUUCGCCGGAAGAGUACAGGCACUAUAAUUUGGGACUCUCAGCUCCUUGGCUUCACCUUCAAUGACAUGUUUAUCCGCAUCUCCACCCGCCUUCCCUCCAAGUACCUCUAUGGCUUUGGGGAGACUGAGCACACGUCCUACAGGAGAGACUUGGAGUGGCACACUUGGGGGAUGUUCUCCCGAGACCAGCCCCCAGGGUACAAGAAGAAUUCCUAUGGUGUCCACCCCUACUACAUGGGGCUAGAGGAGGAUGGCAGUGCCCAUGGAGUGCUCCUGCUGAACAGCAAUGCCAUGGAUGUGACGUUCCAGCCCCUGCCUGCCUUGACAUACCGUACCACAGGGGGAGUUCUGGACUUUUAUGUGUUCUUGGGGCCAACUCCAGAGCUUGUCACCCAGCAGUACACUGAGUUGAUUGGCCGGCCUGUGAUGGUACCUUACUGGUCUUUGGGGUUCCAGCUGUGUCGCUAUGGCUACCAGAACGACUCUGAGAUCUCCAGCUUGUAUGAUGAGAUGGUGGCUGCCCAGAUCCCUUAUGACGUGCAGUACUCAGACAUCGACUACAUGGAGCGGCAGCUGGACUUCACCCUCAGCCCCAAGUUUGCCGGGUUUCCAGCUCUGAUCAAUCGCAUGAAGGCUGAUGGGAUGCGGGUCAUCCUCAUUCUGGAUCCAGCCAUUUCUGGCAAUGAGACACAGCCCUAUCCUGCCUUCACUCGGGGCGUGGAGGAUGACGUCUUCAUCAAGUACCCAAAUGAUGGAGACAUUGUCUGGGGAAAGGUCUGGCCUGAUUUUCCUGAUGUUGUUGUGAAUGGGUCUCUAGACUGGGACAGUCAAGUGGAGCUAUAUCGAGCUUAUGUGGCCUUCCCAGACUUUUUCCGUAAUUCAACUGCCAAGUGGUGGAAGAGGGAAAUAGAAGAACUAUACAACAAUCCACAGAAUCCAGAGAGGAGCUUGAAGUUUGAUGGCAUGUGGAUUGAUAUGAAUGAACCAUCAAGCUUCGUGAAUGGGGCAGUUUCUCCAGGCUGCAGGGAUGCCUCUCUGAACCACCCUCCCUACAUGCCGUAUUUGGAGUCCAGGGACAGGGGCCUGAGCAGCAAGACCCUGUGCAUGGAGAGUCAGCAGAUCCUCCCAGACGGCUCCCCGGUGCAGCACUACAAUGUGCACAACCUGUACGGGUGGUCCCAGACCAGACCCACAUACGAAGCCGUGCAGGAGGUGACAGGACAGCGAGGGGUCGUCAUCACCCGCUCCACAUUUCCCUCUUCUGGCCGCUGGGCAGGACAUUGGCUGGGAGACAACACAGCCGCGUGGGAUCAGCUGAAGAAGUCUAUCAUUGGCAUGAUGGAGUUCAGCCUCUUCGGCAUAUCCUAUACGGGAGCAGAUAUCUGUGGGUUCUUUCAAGAUGCUGAAUAUGAGAUGUGUGUUCGCUGGAUGCAGCUGGGGGCCUUUUACCCCUUCUCAAGAAACCACAACACCAUUGGGACCAGGAGACAAGACCCUGUGUCCUGGGAUGUUGCUUUUGUGAAUAUUUCCAGAACUGUCCUGCAGACCAGAUACACCCUGUUGCCAUAUCUGUAUACCUUGAUGCAUAAGGCCCACACGGAGGGCGUCACUGUUGUGCGGCCUCUGCUCCAUGAGUUUGUGUCAGACCAGGUGACAUGGGACAUAGACAGUCAGUUCCUGCUGGGCCCAGCCUUCCUGGUCAGCCCUGUCCUGGAGCGUAAUGCCAGAAAUGUCACUGCAUAUUUCCCUAGAGCCCGCUGGUAUGAUUACUACACGGGUGUGGAUAUUAAUGCAAGAGGAGAGUGGAAGACCUUGCCAGCCCCUCUUGACCACAUUAAUCUUCAUGUCCGUGGGGGCUACAUCCUGCCCUGGCAAGAGCCUGCACUGAACACCCACUUAAGCCGCCAGAAAUUCAUGGGCUUCAAAAUUGCCUUGGAUGAUGAAGGAACUGCUGGGGGCUGGCUCUUCUGGGAUGAUGGGCAAAGCAUUGAUACCUAUGGGAAAGGACUCUAUUACUUGGCCAGCUUUUCUGCCAGCCAGAAUACGAUGCAAAGCCAUAUAAUUUUCAACAAUUACAUCACUGGUACAAAUCCUUUGAAACUGGGCUACAUUGAAAUCUGGGGAGUGGGCAGUGUCCCCGUUACCAGUGUCAGCAUCUCUGUGAGUGGCAUGGUCAUAACACCCUCCUUCAACAAUGACCCCACGACACAGGUAUUAAGCAUCGAUGUGACUGACAGAAACAUCAGCCUACAUAAUUUUACUUCAUUGACGUGGAUAAGCACUCUGUGAAUUUUUACAGCAAGAUUCUAACUAACUAUGAAUGACUUUGAAACUACUUAUACUUCAUACUCAUAAAAAUUAUUGUGUGUUGCUAAUUUGUUCAUACCCACUAUUGGUGAAAUAUUUCUGUUAAUUUUGUUAUAUGUUUUUUGUGUGAACCCUAAAGGUUAAACCUUAGCCCUGUGGGAUAGGCAGUUAGGGAGGUGUGGAAAAUCUAUGCAUUACCUUAAUGUCUCUGUGUGGUUAGUAUGGUAGUGACUGUUCAUCAUAUGACAUUUACUGAAGAUGAACUGGGUCCAUGAUGAAGUGUGUGUAUGUCCACGUUUGUAAUCAUAGAAUGGACCCCAUUCUUUUGUUAAAUACACAAGAGAAAGCUUUCUGUGACAGUUCCAGGUCUUGAAGCUAAUCAGCAUCUCAAGAAAGUAUCCAGAAAGAACAUCUGCUAGUUGGUUAUAGGCGGUGGGAGGAAUAAUAUACCUAAUUGGUUAUAGGUGGGGGGAGCAUGAUAAGCAAAGAAAAGGCAAACACAAGGAAAGAUCAGAUGAAACAGAAGAUGAUAGUAAAAGUGAUCCUAAGUAAGAACAUAAUGUAAAAUUGUCAGCAGCCUCAUGGGGAGGAAAAAGGAAGAGUCAACUCACUUGAAGAAGAGGGUCUUGAGAAAUCCUUAGCAUAAAGGGCUACUGGUGAGAUUGAGAUCUGAGCAGGCAAAGCUCAAAAGAGAGUUUGGAGGUUAAAAAUAAUUUAUUUUUGCAGUAGUGUGCUUUGAAAUGUGUAAAUCUUAUUUCUAAUGUAUACAACCACAUUUCACAUAAAAAUAUGCAAUUUAUAUGCCAGAUAAAAAUAAAACAAGUGAAUUUGCAAGUGA